Cylindrotheca closterium is the source of this 891-nucleotide messenger RNA. Lineage: Eukaryota; Bacillariophyta; Bacillariophyceae; Bacillariales; Bacillariaceae. The record is from the annotation of a GenBank genome assembly.
AUGACCGCCCAAACCAUAUCAAAGCCACUUUCACAGAGCAUCACUCCUCUCAUGGCACUUGCGGAUGCUGCUCUCAAUGAUGGAGAAGAAUCAGCAGCGUCAUCGUCAUCUUCGUUGUCCACCUGUUCGCUUUCCGAAGAAAAACAAGAUUCGGCUGAAACGAAGCUGAUGACAACGCCUCCGAUGGACAAGCUUUCUUUUGCGCAACAGCUAAUGACAUUGCUAGAUGAUGAAUCUUCACCAUACCUCAAAUGGAUGCCAGAUGGAAAGUCAUUCACCAUUAAGAACCCAAAGAAGUUUACAUCGGACCAGAUGCCCAAAUUGUUUCACAUUCGAAACAUGUCAUCGUUUGUUCGAAAACUGACACGAUGGGGCUUUACACGUCACCAUGAAAAGGAGACAAUGAACUCUGACAUCUUCAAGCAUGCUUGUUUUCAAAAGGGAGAGUGGGAUCGUUGUGCCCAGAUCAAGUGUGCUACACGUCAACCAGUGUCAUUGACUACCAUUCGAAAAGACUUUCAAAGGACUCCCACGGCAUCCAGACCAGUUUCCAUCCCACCUUCAGCUCCACGUCCUGUUUCUCCAGUGAUGAGCAAACCAACAACAACAGCACCAGCACAAUCUCAGCAAUCUCCACAGAAUUUCCAAGAAUGGAAACCACUUUCGGCGAUGCAGCAUCACCCAGCCAUUGCCAUGCCAAGACGGAGUGCGUUUUGCGCUGUGACACCAAUGGUAGCGGAGCUUGACUUGAUGAAGAAACUUCAUCCAACCACGAGGGCCAACUUGCUUACCCUGCAACUGCUUCGGGAAGCAUCUCAAACACAGCAGCAACUUACGGAUCAAGCCUUGUUGCGUAUUCGUUGGCACCUAUUCCAGCAAAUGGCAAGCUAA